AUGUCGCGUGGGCCCAAACUGGAGGUCCAUUUAACGCUAUGGGACGUGUUCUACGAAACGCAUUGGAGGCGGUUCUGGGAAGGGUGUUAUGACUACCUUUGUCAUCUCGUAAUGAGAUGCUAUUGCGGUAACAAAGGGGAGUGCCCAUCUGCUGCGGAUCCUCUCAUUCACUAUUCGAUUCUCAUUACCGGGGAGCCGGGGUGCGGUAAACGGGCCCUUGUUUCUUACUUUGCGCAUCGGAUUCCUCAUCUUAUUGAGGUGUCUCUUGAGUUUGGUCAAGUCCAGAGGACUGUGCACUACGUGGUGGAGCGCCGCUCACUCGAUCUAGCGGAGGUACUUACACAAGAUGAAGAAGAGGGAAUACAAAUCGUGCGGACGGCCCUGCGGCCACCGCUAUACGAUACAAAAGGUACUUUGAAACCUCUACUACUUCUUUGUUUGUACAACUUCGAUUUGCUACUUCAAUCCUCUGGAAACCCUCUGACGGAUCUUCUCAGCUAUGAGUUGAGUGUUUCUCUUGACGAGCUGAAUGCAAGCGAGACGGCUGUCGUGAUAUGGAGCACCUCACAGGACCCAUCGCUUGAGGUGAGGCCGCUAAAUCACCGCCUGUCCUUCAAUCAAAUCUAUCUUACUAAGCCAACUUCUGCUGAGCGAAUGACAUGUCUGCGGAGCAAAUUAGAAUCUUUGAAUGUAUCACAGGCAGGGGACAGCGGCAAGAUACUCCCAAUAUUUAAACAAGACAUGAAUGAAAAGGAAUGGAAUGAGUUGCUGCAAUCACUAAAUGAGACUUUGGCAAGUUUCUCCACACCUGCACUUGUAGCUUUAAAGGUGUCGGACCUUGUAGAACGCCUGCUGGAGAUCUCAUCGGAGAGUGCGCAAGAUGGCAUCAGGGAAGGGAAGAGUUUAAGCUCUUAUAACGGAUUGAUUAACAUGGAUGAUAUCAUAACCAAGUUGGAGGAGCUCGUAGUCUGGCCACUGAUGCACUUAAAGACGCUGCAAGCGUUUCACAUCCCAUGUGCGAAAGGUGUACUUGUGUGUGGACCCAGUGGCAGCGGCAAAACGGUGUUACUUAAUGCGCUGGGCCGUCGUCUUUGUGAUGUUCGGAGUCUUCAUGUGAUGUUCAUCAACGGGCUUUCAUUAAUUGAGAAGGAGGUGGGUAAGUCCGAGAAGAACAUCGCAGCGAUGUUUGCCACCGCCCGCGCACACUCUCCAACGGCUCUUUUCCUUCAUAAUUUAGAUGGUUUGGCACCUCCGCGCUGCCGGCAAUCCAGCGAGACGACGACUGCUACGGAUCGAACGUUAAGUACUCUACUAACGGAGAUGGACGGUGUGGGUGGCGACACGAACUGCGUUGUCAUGAUAAUUGCGUCUACAUCAUCCCUAGAGAGUUUAGACCCGGCUGUACGUCGCCCUGGAAGGCUGGAUGUGCACGUCACGUUAGAUCCUCUUAAUCUGGAGGGGGCUGUAGACGCCAUUGUGAGCCGACUUUCCAGCUUCUGCGCGGAGCUUCGAAGAAAGCAGUUACGCUGUGGUCAUAGUGCGACAUAUAUUAAAGGGGAAACUCAUGGAGACUAUGAUGGUAUUCAUGAUGGACAAUUUGAAGCACGAAUCGAACGGAUAAUUACCCAAAAGUCUCAGAAACUUUUCGAGGCGCGUUCCACCUACAGAGGUGCAGAACUCUCCGUGGCCGUGGUUAUGGCUACAGCAAGGGAAAUCAUGCUAUUUGUCCUGGAGUCACUUGUCACUAGUAUUCCAUUCUUUCAAGAAACGGCGCUACCUAUUCAAAUUGUGGAGGAUAAGCUAGCUGAAUGUAUGGAAGCUGCAUUUGCAAAGCUACUUUCACCAAGCAGAGUCUAA
Phytomonas sp. Hart1 is the source of this 1857-nucleotide messenger RNA. Lineage: Eukaryota; Euglenozoa; Kinetoplastea; Trypanosomatida; Trypanosomatidae. The record is from the annotation of a GenBank genome assembly.